AUGUCAGCCGGUCGCAGAUCCUCCGUAUUCGCUAAUGGUGACUGGCGUGUGUUAAAUAUGUCAUGGUCACGCUCCAAGUUACCAAUCCAAUACUAUAUCUUUUGGGGUACUGAACCAGAAGGUUUUUAUCUUCUGGUUUGGAUAAAAAUUACUGAAAUGUUGGUAGAUGGCGCUUACAUCUAUUGUGCGCAGUCUGAGCUAAAUCAGACUUCAAACUUAGUGGUGCUCUCCACAAUCUUAUACACUGCCGUAGUGAGAGGCAAAGUAGCUCUUCCAUGCGAUAUAUCCCCGCCUUCAGCUGAUGACUCCGUUGUGCUGAUUCUUUGGUACAAAGGGGAGGACCCUGCUCCCAUCUACACCCUUGAUGCACGCAGGGGGACUGUGGAACAAGCGCGACAGUCAGCAAGUACGCACUUGGAAAAUAGAGCAUAUUUUAAUAUGAUCAAUAGACCAGCGUUUUUACAAUUAGAUCCAGUUCAGGAGGAAGAUGCGGGUGAAUAUAGAUGUCGGGUGGAUUUUCGAAAAGCGAGGACAGUUAAUACAGUUAUUACUUUAAAAGUUAUUGUACCUCCUGGAGAGCCCAUCAUACUGGAUGAAGAAAGCGUGCAGUUGAAAGGUUUAAUAGGCCCAUACAAUGAAGGCGAUUCCUUGGUGUUCAUUUGUGAAGCCAUUGGGGGGAAGCCUAGACCAACCGUCACCUGGUGGAGAGAAUAUUCACUUUUAGAUGACACGUAUUCUUUUAUACCCGGGGAACAGCUCGUAAGAAAUGAACUAAAAAUUCCAGAGUUGAAACGGCAUGAUUUAUUGGCUAUAUUAACUUGUCAAGCGUCAAACAACAAUAUAACAGUACCAGCCUCUACUUCCAUAACUCUUGAUUUGAAUCUAAAACCUGUGGAUGUGCGAAUCGAUCCUACAAGGCAACCACUCAGUGCAGGUCAAGAGUACGAAUUCACCUGCAUUGCUGCUGGUUCAAGACCGCCUGCUAUUAUAACGUGGUGGAAAGGCAAUAAGCAAAUGAAGAAUCCCGAUGACAAGUCCACACAAGUUGGAGAUGUUACAACCAGUAUUUUUAGCUUCACCCCAAAUGUUCAGGACAACAACAUCAUUUUCUCAUGCCGCGCUCACAAUCCUGUUAUUCCUGGAAGUGCUGCAACAGAUGGUUGGACCCUAGAAAUACACUAUGUCCCGCAUGUGUCCUUACAGCUAGGAAGUACCUUCAAAAAGGGAGAAAUCCAAGAAGGAAACGACGUGUACUUUGAAUGCAGUAUUAAUUCCAACCCUUGGGUCACAGAAGUCAGCUGGUUCUUCAAAGGUCACGAACUUCGAACAAAUACUUCCGCAGGAAUCGUAAUUAGCAAUCAAUCCCUAGUGCUCCAAAAAGUCCAGAGAACGAAUCGAGGAUUAUAUUACUGUAUGGCGACGAAUUCGGAAGGAACAGGAAGAAGUAAUGAAGUAUUUCUUAGAAUAAGAUACGCUCCAGAGUGUAAAGUGAACCAGAAAAAGAUCUAUGGUGUUGGUCGAUUUGAAUCUGUGCAGGUUGCAUGUGAUUUGGACGCGGAUCCUGAUAACAUCACAUUCCGCUGGAGAUUCAACAGUUCUGGUAAAAGUUUAGACAUAGGCAAUUUUCAAACAUUAGGAACCAGAAGUAUAGCCACGUAUUUGCCACACUCAGAUGAUGAUUACGGAUCUGUCAUUUGCUGGGGAAGCAAUGAAGUAGGAAGGCAAAGGGAACCUUGCGUGUUCACGGUGAUACCAGCAGGCCCCCCAGAGCCCUUACAAAACUGCACGGUUGUAAAUUAUACGGAGGACUCGUUACAAGUGGAGUGUGUCGAAGGUUACAACGGGGGCUUGGUGCAGAUCUUUCAACUGGAAGUUUAUGAUGACUCCGGCCGGAAACUUCAUGGUAACUUCACAUCCAUUCAACCGCAGUUCUAUGUCUCUGGGUUACCAAGUGGAAAAAUGCUUCGCUUGGUGGUUUUUGCCAAGAAUGCCAAAGGAAAAAGUGCGCCUAUUGUGCUCACUGCUAAUACGUUGCAAAAACCGGAGAAAUUGACGGGGAUGGAAGGUAUGAUUAUCAUCCGACCUGUGCUGGGUUUGCUAAUUGGAGUUGUUGUUGCUUUGGUGAUUGUUGCUGUUGUUGUCAUUAUUUAUUUGAGAAUGAAACGCCAUCGAAAAGACAAAGUAACGAAAAGAACGCCAGAAGUUGCUGAUAAGUGCCAAACUCCACUGAAAAAAGAUACAGAUGACAUAGGAGACAGUGAAGAAAAGGGGCCAGACAUCAUUCCAGCAAACAUGAACAACAAGCAGCAUUUCAUUGUAAAUGAAGAUCCAAAGGAACAAUCGACACCAUCAAAGUCUUCAGGAGCAGUAUGCCAUUGGGGUUCUCCACCCAGGAAUCCAUGCAUAGAGAGUAGCAUGCAAGUACCGCCAUGUGCCACAUUCAGGCGGCAAGAAGACGUAACUUACGCUGAACUAGCCUUGCCCCUCGACCAACAAACUGCGGCUACAAUGACAGUUCGGAGAAAAGAUCCACCAACAGAAUACGCAAAACUGGACUUACAGCGUCAUAUCCAUUCCCAAAAAUGCGGGGAAGAGGAUGAAGAAAUCAGUUGCACAUCUUGCGACACUCCUCUAAUGAAAAACAAGCGCGAAAGUGCUGUUUGAAGUCAAAACUAAUCGCCCAAACGAUGUUAUUUCUUGGUAUGAUAAAAAGGUCCAGUUUUGACCUUGUGAAACAAAAGUGCCGAAUUUAGAAGUUUUUGGCGACAUUUCAUGGAGCGCUGUCAACCUAAUAUUAAGAGCUUCAAAAGGCUUAUUCAGUAUUGUUGCCUGAUAAAUAUAUUCCAGCAUUCCCAGGCUCAGACGUCAGAUGAAACGAAAGAUACUUUGAUCUCUCUUUUACGCUGAUGAGCUUUUGUAAGAGGCGUAAGGUAAAAGAGCUUUUUGAUCAUCAUAUUUGAUGCAUAUCUCUGUGAGUUUUACAGUGCAAGAAUAAUUCUUUUAUUCGCCAUUUUCAUCGGAAAAUACACUUUCGUAAUCUUUUUCCCCCCAAGGUAUUGGAUGAAAUUUUAAGCAUUAGUUUUUACUUACUUAAAUCCAUCGAUAUUUUUUACCACAAAAAGAUACAGCUUAUAAUUAAGAGUCAUAUUAGUAUAAUUUCAUGAAGAGUCAAACAGAAAGUGGAGAAAUGCCUUGUAGAAUGCAUAUUUUGCACCAUAGUCUACCAUAAAGGAGAUAAAAAUGUGUUCAUUUAUGUAGCCCAAAGUACCAACAGGAUAAAAGUCGAUGGUUGAUGAGUUCUAGUGUCUACAGUUUGUUACUAUGAAACAAGAUGUAUUUUAUUAGACUCAAAUUUAUUGGUGUUGCACAAGAUACUCAAAGUUACCUUUGUGGACAAAUAGGUUCAACAAGGAUGAUGACAUUCCCGGUGCAUACCAUCCUUGUUCAUUUUCCUCCAUUACGUGAGCAACUCUCUGUGUUGACUUACAACUGUCAGUUUUGUAAUAUGAAGCAUAUGACUCAUUCCGCCAAUACGGAGAAAUAUUUUGUGUUAAUUUCAUUUCAUCUUUUCACGCACUUGAAUUUCUGCGCACUACAGUUUUCCACGCGACAUUAGUCGUUGUGGGAUGAUUUCUUAUUUGUAUUGCCUAAUUUUUCACUUGUAAUAAAUUUUUUGUAUAAAAUACGUGUAAAUUAAUGCAAACCCUGUGAUUCUAGCGUUGUCGAAUUGAAGUGUACGAAUUCAGCAACUAAAUCAAGAGUAUUUUAUUGGAAAAUUGAUAAGUUUUCAGCAAAGUAUCAGAAUGCAUUACGUACAUGUUGAUGGAGUAUCUGUUAGGAAGCUUUUGAAAAAGAAUGAUGUAAAUAUCUUUUUCUUUCUUUUCUUAAUUUUACAUUCCAACACGAUGAGUAUGACAAUCCGAAAGAAAGAGUAUAAAAGAACAUUUUUAUGUAAUAAAUGCCACAAGAAUGUUUUAGAAAUUUUUCAAAGGUGACCUUGAAGAAAGUAACUAACUUCUUUCCAAUUUUGGGAUUGACUAUUGUAUGACAAAGGCUCAAACAACUAUGUUCUCAAGCAUAAUGUUGAUGUCCUGUUGUAAA
This is a messenger RNA of Uloborus diversus, 4101 nucleotides long. RefSeq names its product hemicentin-1-like. The record is from RefSeq and is a predicted model, not a curated record. The coding region runs from base 1 to 2664 and encodes 887 amino acids. The transcript is spliced from 13 exons. Gene Ontology annotation, molecular function: protein binding. Lineage: Eukaryota; Metazoa; Arthropoda; Arachnida; Araneae; Uloboridae.